Messenger RNA from Heterotrigona itama, 487 nucleotides. Lineage: Eukaryota; Metazoa; Arthropoda; Insecta; Hymenoptera; Apidae. The record is from the annotation of a GenBank genome assembly.
AUGUUUGUAAAGGUGAGAUGUAGAUAAAGGAGAGGAUCAUAAAGUGAGUGCUUACGCAGAAGUAUAUAUCUUCUUCUUUCUAGAGAUACAGACAAAAGUUUUCCAGUCGAUUCGACUUUACGUUUACUCGUAAAAGUAAAUGAAAUGGAAGUGUGCGUAGGAAUGUAAUAAUUAUCUGCAAUUUAAUUAUUACCUGUUAUAUUUCUGUAUGCAAUGAAUAAGUACCUCGUUUCGAGAAAUCAUAUUCAGAUAAAUAUUGCAAAGUUUGUCAUAGAGUCUGGUACUCGGGUCGAUUGACGAUGUAGCAAUAAUAUUCAAUGUUCUUGUAAUUUUCAAACAGUAGGUUUAAUUUAUUUAUAUGAAUUUUCUAGUUAGACUGGGACUCAUGACUUACAAAUUACUUAAUAAACAUUGGCAGCAGCACUUGAUUAUUUCUCAUUACAAGCUAGCUGCUGGAUUACUUAGAUGCCCUUUCUUUUUACAAUAG